Molecule: messenger RNA, 1127 nt
Organism: Desarmillaria tabescens
Lineage: Eukaryota; Fungi; Basidiomycota; Agaricomycetes; Agaricales; Physalacriaceae
Exons: 1
Coding region: 314-793 (159 amino acids)
Source: RefSeq, a predicted model, not a curated record
AUGUGCGAGGGGUCAAGGCGAAGGGUAAUAUUUUGAUUUAUGAUCCUGCACCUUCAUACCUGUUUAGCACGUUUCAUUUAUGAAUAUUGAAGAAAGACAACACCGAAUCAGAAGGAGUCAUAUCACGUCGGGCAAUCAAACAAGGGCGGCAUCAAUGAUACUAAGACAACCACGGCCGCCCAACAAUGGCGCCCUGAAACAAAGCCAACCCUGGCUGGGUAUAUAAGCAGGACUCCACGCUCCCAGUAUCACCAGUUCACGUUCGGCCUUGAACGACCUCAUUGAGCCCGUCUUUGAUUCUUGGCUCUACAUAAUGCCACUACGUCGUCAGAACGCCAUGUUGAGUAUAGGCAGCGUCCGCCCAGUAGCGCCAGCCCUUGCGCCACCAAGCCACCCAGCCAUCGUCCGCAGAGCCUCAACCAUUGGGCAGCUACUUGCAGCGAUGGGUAACAUGGGUAUUGGGUCCUCCGCUCCUACCCCCCCAAACACCCCCCUUAAAAAAUCGCUGUACAAGGCAAAGAGAGGUCCGUCCAAUCCCAAGGUCACCUCCAGGCGCAAGGCACCCCCUCUCAUAGCAGAAUACAAAUGGAUUGCCACUGAUCCCUGGGUCGACGCUUCCAACAUUAAGAGCAGGCAGGUCUUAUGCGUAGGCUGCCGCAACACCAUUCAGUUCAGCGACAGCAUUUCUUCCCGCUCCGCCAGAGAGGAAUGGCUCGAGCAUAAGGUGAAUUGCAUUGGGAUACGCCGCCAAAAGAUAGCCAAGCAGCAGAACACGUUGGCGGGUCCCGUAUGAUUUGUAGGGUCGGGUUCUGUGUCGACGUUACGUCGAGUGUUUAGUUGGUGUCUUCUUGCGCACCUUGCAUAAUAUAAUAUGACACGGACAGUAUACCUCAGUUUUCUUGUUUCUCAGUGGAUAGCGGAAUCUCAAUACUUAAAAGCGUUGAAAAUCCAUUUGCAUAAAAAUCUAAACAUUAUAUGAGAGAGUAGCUGUACCAAGGAUGUAAAAACUCCGUACUAAGAAUACAAAAUCAUGUAAAAGUCAACAACCAAUAGGAACAACCACAAUAUGCAAUAAAACACGCAACAGCUAUCAGCGUUGUGGAACCCAUAUUUUCACUGUCUGAAUU